Molecule: messenger RNA, 996 nt
Organism: Aspergillus chevalieri
Lineage: Eukaryota; Fungi; Ascomycota; Eurotiomycetes; Eurotiales; Aspergillaceae
Product: telomere length and silencing 1 family protein
Exons: 3
Coding region: 1-996 (331 amino acids)
Biological process (GO): mRNA splicing, via spliceosome
Cellular component (GO): spliceosomal complex
Source: RefSeq, a predicted model, not a curated record
AUGGAUACAGAGCCUCAACCGGCGCCCGAAUCGCUAUUCCGGCCGGUCAAGAGACGAAAGUUCCUGCGACGUCGUCCAGAUCACGAACAGGAAGACAUUGAAUUGAACGAUGAUAGCGGUCGCGAUACAAAGAGCUCUACGUCACAAACACCCCAAGAAAUAGAUGACGUUGUUCGCCUUCGACGGCCUCAAAGGACUCGGAAAGGUGGUAUCGAGUUCUCAACGACCGGUUCGCGCCAGACCGCCGACAACGACGCUCAAGCUGUAGCACAGCGGUCCGCAGAAGAGACUGAAGAUGAGAGACUACGAGCAAUGUGUGAUCGAUUCACCGCACAUACGGGGCAAACAGUGGACGUGGAUAAGCACAUGAUGGAUUAUAUAGAGACCGAAAUGGCUAAGCGUUAUCGGCGUGAUAUGCCCAAAGAUACCUCCAAUUCAGAAGCUACUGCGAACGAAGCUAUCUGCGGAUCGGCCGGUAGCACCAACUUUGCGCGGCGUGAACCAGCGACUCUUGGUAAAUUACACGAGAUCGAUCUCGGUCAGGAGACAAAGCUACAGAAUAUCGCACGAACAGAGGCCGCGACGAGGCGACUAGCAGGAAGUAGUGAUGAAACAGCAGCAACGCCCGCGGAAAAUGCCAGUGAGAAAACUGCAGUCGAACAAGACAGGAAAACUUGGCGAGAUCGCAAAGGGCGAAGCAGCAGAGAUAUUGAACGAGAUCGACUGGUUGAAGAAGUGUUGCGGGAGAGCAAAUUGGAUGUAUAUGAUGAACCGGACGAUGAGCCACGAAUGGAUGAUAUGGCGGCCGAUGACCGCAUUGCCGAACAAUUCCGGAGAGACUUUAUGGAUGCGAUUCAAUCACGGCGGCGGGUGGCACGGCAGAAGAACACGACAACUGCCAAGGCGGCCAAGCCAGAGGCGACCAAAGGACCCAAACUUGGGGGGAGUCGGAGUGCAAGAGCAGCGAUGCGGGAAUCUCAGAAGACUCAGAAAUGA